Synchiropus splendidus (mandarinfish) is the source of this 4421-nucleotide messenger RNA. Its product is annotated as apoptosis-stimulating of p53 protein 2-like. The coding region runs from base 271 to 3642 and encodes 1123 amino acids. The transcript has 20 exons. Lineage: Eukaryota; Metazoa; Chordata; Actinopteri; Syngnathiformes; Callionymidae. Gene Ontology annotation, biological process: signal transduction; regulation of apoptotic process. Gene Ontology annotation, cellular component: nucleus. The record is from RefSeq and is a predicted model, not a curated record. Gene Ontology annotation, molecular function: p53 binding.
UUUUGCCGAGGGCGUUCCCUUAAAAGAGGAGGAGCUUAAAUUCUUUCUGAAGCGUCUCCUCCGCUGACGUCACUCACUAGGGGCCAGGCUGAGCUACAGAACAGCAGCGUCAACUCCGAGCUGCUUCGGGCUCGUUUCCACGGUCUUCUCGGCAGCUCGAAACAGACGGCAGGAGAAAGUCGUCCUAGCCAGUUUGGGUCGUGGCUCAAGGAUUAAAGUGAUCGCUUCCGUCGAAACCGCCGCUGGGGAUUCAUGCUGUUGGUCAUCUAAAUGCGGUACGAGGCUAAAAUGAUGCCGAUGUUCCUGACAGUUUACCUCAGUAACAAUGACCAGCAUUUUACUGAGGUUCCCAUCACUCCAGACACUCUGUGCCGCGAUGUGGUGGACCUGUGCAAAGAGCCCGGGGAGGCAGACUGCCACCUCUCUGAAAUGUGGCGAGGAUCUGAGCGGGCAGUUGGAGAAGGAGAGAGGAUGCUGGAUGUGCUCCAGCGAUGGGGACAGCACAGGUCAGAGGUGCGCUUCUUUCUCCGUCACAAUCGAGCACCGAGGGAGUCCGGAGGGUCAAGAGUUCAAGAGCCCAAGAGGAACGGAGUGAGGGGUCCGCCAGACAGGAGAAUGGAGAACGGGAUGACCACACCCAGAAUGGACAUGACUCUAGCUGAGCUGCAGGAGAUGGCUGCCAGACAACAGCAGCAGAUAGAAGCUCAACAACAACUUCUGGCUUCAAAGGAGCAACGUCUCCGAUACCUCAAGCAGCAGGAGCAGCGUCAGCAGCAACAGGCAUCUGAGCAGGAGCGGCUGCAACGCCUGCGCGAGAACAUUGAAAACCAGGAGGGCCGUCUGAAAAAGGUCCGGGCCCUCAAGGGCCAAGUGGAGCAGAAGCGACUCAGCAAUGGAAAACUAGUGGAGGAGAUCGAACAAAUGAACAACCUGUUCCAGCAAAAGCAGAGGGAGCUGGUGAUGGCUGCUUCCCGAGUUGAAGAACUCAGUCGACAGCUGGAUUUGCUCAAAAACGGAAAGAGGGACAACAUCCAUGAUAACCAGGGAUCUGUGGCCGAACUGGACCGUCUUUACAAGGAGUUACAGCUGAGGAACAAGCUGAACCAAGAGCAGAAUUCCAAACUGCAGCAGCAGAGAGAGAACCUAAACAAGCGUAACCUGGAAGUUGCAGCCAUGGACAAACGGAUCAAUGAGCUCAGAGAUCGCCUGUGGAAGAAGAAAGCAGCAUUGCAGCAAAAGGAAAACCUGCCUAAUGGCUUUCCUGGUAAAGAGAGGGCUUCAAAAGACACUCAUCUUCAGCUGCCCUCUGAUGGCCAAGGCGGACAGCAAUCAGGUCCAUCUCGUGUUGCUGCAGUUGGCCCCUACAUUCAGUCGUCCACAAUGCCUCGUGGCCCUGCCAGACAUGACUUGCUUGUAAAACCGGCAUACCCAGAUGGCACUGCCACUUUACCGGCCCAGGAUCCACAGAGCAAAGCUGGAACAAGUCUGCACUCCUCGAAACUGGCUGACUGGACGUCUUCAGAAAACGGUCAUGGUCCAGCUUCAACUCUGCCACGCAUGAACUCUCAGUCCAAUAAAGACCAAAAUGAAGCCGAGCAAAAGAAAGAUCGAAAAGUUCGUCCAUUUUCCAUGUUUGAGCCGACUGAGAUCCCCUCCACUUCGCUCCGAAAGAACCAGAGCAGCGAUGAUUUGGUCAGGGACGCUCAGUCUGCAGCUAAGGCUCCAGUCAAGGUGCCCCCUCCGGUCCCCACCAAACCCAAAGGUCCGAAUGUGCCGUAUGGGAAACCAGGCUACAACACGGGCACCUUCCCCAAAGCCAAGCCGCACAGCAAUGAGCCCCAGUCCGCACAUGGCCGCGCCCCUCUCCCAGCGUCGCAGAGCCAGACACUCCCGUUACCCUCCAAGCAGGACACUCCGCCAGCGGCCACUGUACGACCUUUCACCCCAGAGCUGCCAUCCAAAGACAACAAUCUGAGCAAGCCGCAGACAUUAGCCGCCAGCUCCAUUUACUCCAUGUACACCCAACAGCCAGGCCCGGGGAAGACCUUCCAGCCUGGUGCGCAGGGUGCUCUGGGCAGGGCCCAGAAUCGCCCCAAUGGUUUUGUCAGUGUCUAUGGAAAGCCUGUGAUUUCCGGAGGAGGGGCUCAACCACCAGAGAACCCGUAUCUCGAUCGGCGGUCCCCUGCUCUGGAAACUGAAGUGGACCACAAUGGGUCCACUCACACAGGUCCUAGUCCGACCGAAGGCGCCCAACCUGAGACGGAGCGCAUACCUCGUCCCCUCAGUCCUACCAAGCUGCUUCCCUUCAUUUCCAACCCUUAUCGGCACCAGAGUGACGGCGACCUAGAAGCCUUAAGGAAGAAACUUUACAAUGCUCCAAGACCACUGAAGAAACGGAGCUCCAUCACCGAACCGGAAGGUCCAGCUGGGCCCAACAUUCAGAAACUCUUGUAUCAGAAAACAACGCUAGCUGCCAUGGAAACCACCAUAAUCGGGCCAGCGAACCCCACUGCUGCUGGUGAAGCCGAGCAGUCUGCAGAGAUUUCGGUGGGACCAAACUCCCCGAGCUCUCAGAUCAGUGUUGAGAGCCUUCCGUCGGAUAGUGGAGAGCCUUACGAACUUCAGCCUCAGUUCCUGAGUGUGAACUCACCACCCCCAGCCCCUGCUGAACACAUCAAGUUGCCUUCGAUUAUUCUUGAGAAUGAGGACAUCGUCCCUCCACCCCCUCCGUCUCAUCCAGCUCCUAGACCAGAGGAUGCCGGAUUUCCACCCCCACCACCGCUAACCUCUGAUGACACAAUGCCUCACCUUCCACCUCCACCUCCAGAAGGAUUCCUGGAAGAGUUUCCACCAUAUCCACCUCCUCCAUACCCCAGUGGUGGUACCGAGCAGGAAACUCUGGGAGAAGACAUCUUUAACAUGAAGGCACCAGAAGUCACCGGGCUGGUUGCCUUGCCACCGGGAAAGAGGACAAACCUGCGCAAGCCCGGCUCUGAACGCAUCGACCACAGCAUGAGAGUCAAGUUUAACCCCCUGGCUCUGCUGCUGGACUCUUCUCUGGAGGGCGAGUUUGACCUGGUCCAGAGAAUCAUCUACGAGGUGGAAGAUCCCAGUCAGCCCAACGAUGAAGGCAUCACAGCUCUGCAUAAUGCAGUCUGCGCCGGACACACAGACAUUGUUAACUUCCUAGUGCAGUUUGGCGUCAAUGUUAAUGCUGCAGACAGUGAUGGAUGGACACCUCUCCACUGUGCUGCAUCCUGUAACAAUGUGCAAGUGUGCAAGUUCCUCGUCGAGAAUGGCGCCGCAGUUUUUGCCAUGACGUACAGUGACAUGCAAACAGCUGCCGACAAAUGUGAAGAAAUGGAGGAGGGCUACUCACAGUGUUCUCAGUUUCUAUAUGGUGUCCAAGAGAAGAUGGGCAUCAUGAACAGAGGCGUGGUCUACAGCCUGUGGGACUACACGCAGGAGAAUCCUGAUGAACUGGCGUUCCGGGAGGGAGACUCUAUGACUGUGAUUCGGAGGGAAGACGAGGAUGAGGUUGAAUGGUGGUGGGCCCGCAUGGGUGACACUGAAGGAUACAUCCCUCGCAACCUUCUCGGGUUGUAUCCAAGAAUAAAACCAAGGCAGAGAACCCUUGCUUGAACCCAGGAAACUGAGACUGGAAUACUGCGGGAACUUCCGAUGGGAAGAAACGUGGAGCGACCAAACCAUAUGAAGGAUCAGCAAUGAACACUAUCUGGCACUUUCUGUUCUGUAGAGGGAUUUCCUCUCUUUUGUUUCACGCUGUGUACUUCGAACACUAAUAAUGGCAUUGUUAUCCCUGAUUUUCCUUUACUGUCAUUCUGUCACAUUUAAAUGGUGUUAAUGGAAUUUGACAAUUGAUUUAUUUUCCCAUUGUAAAGGAGAUUUUUUUUUUCUGCCAGUGCUAAUGGUUGUAUUUUUUUUUCCACACAACCACGACUCAAGACUGGAUGGAAACUGACGACAUUGACAAUCUCUAUGAACAUUCAGUGCUACGUAACUGUGUCUCCAUUAUUUAGCCCCUGAGUAGAUCAUUAAAUACUUACUGACAUAAUUAAUGGAAAAAUGAUGAAGGUUUUUCCUGUACAAACUAGUAAAGCGUCACUAAAACUCUACCGUUCACAUCAUGCAGUAUGUAAAUGUUUUUGGUCUUCCAAUAUUUAGUCAGGUAUAGGAUCUAGUUCAAGUAGUUCCAAAGUGUAGUCAGAAACUCGCUCAGAUUCGUGUCCACGGUGCAGUACAGAUAGAAAUGUUUGGUUCUGAAACAGUCUCAUUUCUGUGUCAGUGCUGAUGUAUUUAUUUUUGCUACCAUUUUCACUCUAGCCUUCCGAUUCAAACUGUAAUCACAAAUGUAGCAUUGGAAGAAUUUAUAAUAAAACACUUUGUACUAAACCUGACAA